This is a messenger RNA of Verruconis gallopava, 1850 nucleotides long. RefSeq lists its product as uncharacterized. The coding region runs from base 76 to 1677 and encodes 533 amino acids. The record is from RefSeq and is a predicted model, not a curated record. The transcript has 7 exons. Lineage: Eukaryota; Fungi; Ascomycota; Dothideomycetes; Venturiales; Sympoventuriaceae. Gene Ontology annotation, cellular component: membrane. Gene Ontology annotation, biological process: amino acid transmembrane transport. Gene Ontology annotation, molecular function: amino acid transmembrane transporter activity.
AAAAAAAAUUGGUCGUCUUUAAGGAAGCCGUAUCUCCUGUUGGCGGACGAUUCGCAAUGUUAAAGUCCUUCCAUCAUGUCAUUAGAACCUGCAAUCGUCGAUAAAGAACCCGCUCUUCACAGCGCCACUGACUUAGAAAAGCAUGGAGAUGAGACAGAAAGUCGAGGGUUGGUUGCGGAGGAUCGCCUCGCAAGGCGACUAUCCGCACGCCAAGUUCAAAUGAUAGCUAUCGGCGGGACAAUUGGUACCGGUCUGUUUUUAGGCACCGGCAAGUCAUUAGCGGUAGGAGGCCCAGCUUCCAUGCUCAUAGCCUAUUUCGUGGUUGGAGCAAUCGUGUUCGUGACGAUGUUGUCGCUGGGCGAGAUGGCUGCCUAUAUUCCUGUCGCCGGCUCUUUCUGCACAUUCGCCGGACGCUUUGUGGAUGAUGCAUUUGCAUUCGCAUUGACAUGGAACUAUUGGUUUAACGAUGCCGUGACCGUAGCUUCGGACUUGACGGCCCUCCAGCUAGUUCUUGACUACUGGAAUGUUAAUUUCCCCGGAUAUGUUGUUAGCUUGAUAUUCUGGCUGGCUUUAAUCGUGGUUAAUUUAUUCGCCGUGAGGAUAUACGGGGAGCUUGAAUACUGGCUCAGUCUUCUCAAAGUUGUCACGAUCAUCAUAUUUAUCAUCCUGGGUGUCGCUGUGAAUGCCGGCGGAAACGUAUAUCACCAGUACAUCGGGGGAAAGUAUUGGAACCAUGGCGAUGCGCCAUUUGUUGGCGGCAUUGGAGGCUUUGCUUCAGUCUUCGUCACCGCAUCCUUCGCAUAUGGAGGGACUGAGAGCAUUGCUAUAACGGCGGGAGAGACAAAGCAUCCCGCGCGAAACAUGCCUCGAGUGGUCAAGAACGUGUUCUGGCGAAUCUUGCUGUUUUACAUCCUAUCGGUCCUCCUGAUCGGUCUGAACAUCGCGUACGACACCCCAGGCUUAAAAGACAAGAGCUCUCGCACUUCACCUUUUACAAUGGUGUUUCAGCUGGCCGGCAGCAAAGUUGCGGGGAGCUUUGUCAACGCUGUUGUCAUGACCUCAGUCUUGUCAGCAGCCAAUCACGCGCUGUUUGCAGGAGCUCGCCUGAUGUAUACUCUCGCACUUGAAGGGCAUUCGCCGCGUUUUCUGGGAAAUUUGAAUGGUCAACAAGUACCAUGGGUCGCCGUCCUCGCCACGUCGGCUGUUGGUGGACUUUGCUUCGGGGCGAGUUUCAUCGGCGCAGGCCAGCUUUGGACUUGGCUACAGAACAUCGUUGGCGUGUCGAACCAGCUGUCGUGGAUUGCCAUUGGUAUAGCGUCAUUUCGAUUCAGGUCCGCCAUCCGUAAGCAGGGAAAAGAAGAUCUGCUUCCCUUCAAGAACUGGACAUAUCCGUAUGGGCCAAUCGCUUCGGUUAUACUAAACUCGGUGCUGGUGUUAGUCCAGGGUUGGUCCGCGUUCAGUCCAAAGUUCGAUGUUGUUUCCUUUAUAAGCUAUUAUAUCGAACUUCCAAUCAUGCUUCUGAUGUACGUAGGCUGGAAAAUCGUCAAGAAAACCAAGGUUGUAAGCCUUGAGGAAAUGGACCUGGACAAGGACGUGUAUAAGGCUGAGGCAGAUGACAACUUGCCCCAAAAUGGUUGGAAGUCCAAAGCAAGGAAUAUAUUCUCGUGGUUGUUAUGAAGAGCUCCGCGACACGGAAGCGAUGUACAAUCGAAAAUUCCCGAGCACUGAGAGCAAAAGGUGCUGAGCAUGAUUAACGCCUUCAAAUAUGCAUUUUUACGCUAAUUGCAUCAAUUCCGGUACAAAAUUUAGCAUAAGUAACAUUAAUGUUAACUUUUAAGCAAGUGCCAUUA